AUAUUAGUAUUUAAUCCACUAUAUCGACUUGUUAUCAGUGAUCAAUACAUUAAAAAGUUGAUAAAUUUUUUUUUAAAAAAUAAUAAUAAUAAUAAUAAUAGAGUGCAAAAAAAAAAAAUUUUUUUUUGUGAGUCAUCAAUAAAGUGAAGUUGAAUAAAAAAAAAAUAAACAAAAAUGAAUAAAAUCAGUGUUGUGUUUUUUCUUUCAAUUUUGACAAUUGUUUUGACUGCGCCAAGUCGUUUAAAGAGAGCGACGACACCCGCGUGGCAUAAACCAUGUGGUAUGCUUAAGGAAACGGAAGCAACCAGUGGUAAUGAUGAGGAAGUUAGAAUUAGCCUUGAAAGUAUUAAACUACUUCAUAUAUUGACUAUGAACAAUUAUUUGAGUCAUGAUUAUGAUUUUCUUUAUGAACGUGCAAGACGCGGUGUUCAUAAGCAUCAAUAUAUUCCCAAUUGGGUACCCGGCGAGAAGGACGUUAAUGCAAUUCGAAAAUUGUCCAAAGCAUCAUCUCAAAUGAUUGCAAGUCAUUUACCAAAAUUGCAUUUGGAUUUGCAAAAAUUUGCCGUGGCAUUCGAGGAAUUAAUGGAGGAUGAGAGAAAUUCAAUAAUUUCUGAUGCCUUAAAAAACACUCAUGCUUAUCUUAUAAUGAUGCUGUGCGAAGUUGAGACAAACAUUGUUCUAUUGCCAUCAUUGCAAAUGCCACCAAGAGUCGAAAGAAGUAUUAUGUCAAUUGAGGAUCGUGAUCCAAUUGAUGAAACAAGAAGACUUGUUCGUGAUUGGGGUAUUGUUUUAAAAUAUCGAGAUUAUCUUCACAGUUGGCGUCAUGUUUUUGAUUAUUAGAAGAAAAAAAAGAAAAUAUAUUCUCGACAAAUUAUCAAAAUCGUGAUAUAGAAAAAUCUCUAUAAUAUAUGUAUUUCAAAUUGAAAACAUUCAUGUCCCAUAUUGUAUAAUAUUCUCAAACCCAAAUAAGCCUUAGUGGUCUGUUUUAAGAUUUUUCGGGCUGUAUAGUGUCUAAUUUUUUUUUUCUAUUUCUUUUUUUAACUAGGAAUUUUUGAAAAAAAUAUAGAUAGCAUUUUUCUAUUAUUUAUAUUUAUUAGACAAAGCAUAAUGUAGAUUAGAAUUUUAUUUAUUUUCAAAAAUAGAAAAAAAAUUGUUAUAGAUUUUUU
Messenger RNA from Leptopilina boulardi, 1166 nucleotides. RefSeq lists its product as uncharacterized. Bases 175 to 840 code for a protein of 221 amino acids. Lineage: Eukaryota; Metazoa; Arthropoda; Insecta; Hymenoptera; Figitidae. The record is from RefSeq and is a predicted model, not a curated record. The transcript is spliced from 2 exons.